GUGGCCUGCAUGUUCCUCUCCAGUCCCUACGUGUUGUCGUUAUUCUCUCCCCAAGGCCUCCAUUGCGACCUCCCCCCAGCUCGGAUCACUACCGUUGGCCCGACAACUACUACGACUAGUACUUAUACUCGAUACUGUUGUUCUUCUUAUAACCUUCCUCCUCUCAUCACGCUGUUCUUGAUCUUAUUAUAGCCCCAGACACACACGCACACCUGCAUCGGCACCAUUAGUUCCAUUGUCGCAGAUCGAUCUUUCGUCUGUCCUUUGAGUUGCUUGCAGUUCCCACUGGAAUCGCAACUUGAAGGCUCUCCGUCUCUCUAUUCUUCUCUCUUCAUUAAUUGCGUUGCACUUCUUAGCAUUUGGAUUGGCCAUGGAGUCUCUAAGUUUGUUCUUCUUGUUUCUCUACCUCUUUGUGUCAGUGCACUGCAGUGCGUGUGAGCUCAAUUCCACCAAGCCGCACCUGCACAAAUGGUUCGAGCCCACCAGCCAGCACACCAUCGUGGUGGACGCCAAUGGCUCCGGCGACUUCUUGUCUGUCCAAGAGGCCGUCGACUCCGUCCCGGAGAACAACACCAAGCGUGUCAUCAUUCACAUCCAUGCUGGUUGCUACAUAGAGAAGGUAGUGGUGCCGGCGACGAAGCCGUACGUGACGUUCCAAGGGGCCGGCAGAAACGUUACGGUGAUCGAGUGGCACGACCGGGCCAGCGAUCGAGGACCCAACGGGCAACAACUACGGACUUAUAAUACGGCUUCUGUGACUGUUUUUGCUAACCAUUUCAGUGCUAAGAACAUUAGCUUCAAGAACACGGCUCCAGCACCGAUGCCGGGCAUGGAAGGAUGGCAAGCUGCAGCAUUCCGCAUCUCAGGCGACAAGGCGUACUUCUUCGGCUGCGGCUUCUACGGCGCGCAGGACACCCUCUGCGACGACGCGGGGCGACACUACUUCAAGGAUUGCUACAUCGAGGGAUCCAUCGACUUCAUCUUCGGCAAUGGCAGAUCCAUGUACAAGGAUUGCCAACUCCACUCGAUCGCAAACCGGUUUGGAUCCGUCGCAGCUCAGGACAGGAACAGCCCGUGCGAAAGAACUGGAUUCGCCUUCGUGAACUGCCGAGUGACAGGCUCAGGCAAGCUCUACGUGGGGCGAGCCAUGGGGCAGUACUCGAGGAUCGUCUUCGCUUACACCUACUUCGACGAUGUGGUCGCGCCGGGCGGGUGGGACGACUGGAAUCACAACAGCAACAAGAACAAGACGGCGUUCUUCGGCGUCUAUAGAUGCUACGGUCCCGGUGCAGCAGCAGUGCGUGGUGUUUCGUGGGCUCGAGAGCUCGAUUUCGAGACGGCACGGCCGUUCCUCGUCAAAAGUUUCGUGAACGGAAGACAUUGGCUCGGCCCUUCCGACCCCUGAGCUGAAACAGACAAACUCUUCAAACAAUGGCUCACACACACUCUUCAAACAAUAGCUCACACAUUUGUAAUCUCCAUACAGCAAAACAUAGAAGUUGAUGCCAUCAUACCAGCAAAUUAUUUCAUUAUUUCUUCUGAUCAUUCCAUCAUUCAUAUUUGUCUUCGAACCACGCAAUAAGUGGCAAGCAUGUAUUUCUUGGAAUAAUAUAGUGAGAGUUUGAUGUUUA
This is a messenger RNA of Musa acuminata subsp. malaccensis (wild Malaysian banana), 1631 nucleotides long. NCBI's taxonomy places the organism in Eukaryota, Viridiplantae, Streptophyta, Magnoliopsida, Zingiberales, Musaceae. The record is from RefSeq and is a predicted model, not a curated record.